UGUGUGUGCAUAGAGUUAAUUGCUCCUGAAACCUGAAAGAAGCAACAAUGGAGAAACAAAUAGCAAUCAUUGGAGCAGGUAUCAGUGGACUUGCUGCCUGUAAAUACACUCUCUCAAAGGGUUUCAAGCCCAUAGUUUUCGAAGCAAGAAGCAGCAUCGGAGGAGUAUGGGCUAAAACUAUUAAGACUUGUUGUCUCCAAACUCCAAAACAAGAGUAUCAGUUUUCAGAUUUUCCAUGGCCAGAUUCAGUAACAGACGAUUUCCCUACCCAACAACAAGUCAUGGAUUAUCUUCACUCAUACGCAAAGCAUUUUGAUUUGCUGAAGCACAUCAAGUUCAACACUAGAGUUAUCGGCAUCGAUUAUGAAGGUCCUUUAGAUGAAGAAAUGGAGUCCUGGAGCUUGUGGGGUGGCAAUGGUGAGGCCUUCAGUUCUAGGGGCAAAUGGAAUAUCGAAGUACAGGAUAACCAAACCCUUUCCACUGAGGUAUACAAAGUGGAUUUUGUGAUCCUUUGCAUAGGGCGGGCCAGUGAUGUUCCAAAUAUCCCAGAAUUUCCUCCUGGAAAAGGCCCUGAAGCAUUUCAUGGUAAAGUGGUACAUUCGAUGGAGUUUUAUGACAUGGAUCAUGACAUUGCUCAUAACUUCAUAAAAGGAAAGAGAGUAACAGUUGUGGGUUUCCAAAAAUCUGCAUUGGACAUUGCAACAGAAUGCUCUAUAGCCAACGGGAUUGAACAUCCAUGUAGAGUUUUGUACAAGACCGAGCACUGGCAUAUUUCUGACGAAUUUCCAUGGGGAGUUCCUAUAACAUAUCUGUACCUUAAUCGCUUCUCCGAACUUCUGGUUCAUAAGCCUGGUGAAAGUUUACUUCUGAGUCUCUUGGCAACAGUACUUACUCCUUUGAGAUGGGCAUGUGCUAAAUUUGUUGAAAGUCAUAUCAAGCAUAAGCAUCAUUUGGCGAAAUAUGGAAUGGUACCAAAGCAUGGUUUUCUUGAACAAAUCAAUUCCUGUUUGCUUACAACAUUGCCAGACAAAUUUUAUGAUAAAGUUGAAGAAGGAAGCAUCAUAUUGACAAAAGCUCCAAGCUUUAGCUUCUGUAAAGAAGGCAUUAUUGUUGAUGGUCAGACCCAACCUCUAGAAACUGAUAUAGUCAUAUUAGCUACAGGGUUUAGAGGUGAUAAAAAGCUCCAAAAUAUUUUUGUUUCCAAAGCCUUUCAAAAAUAUAUUGUUGGAUCUCCUAAUGCAGCGUUUCCCCUCUACAGGGAAUGUAUUAACCCUCGAAUCCCACAACUAGCAGUACUUGGAUAUUCAACAAGUCUUUCAAACAUGUUCACUUCAGAGAUAAGAAGCCGAUGGCUAGCAGAGCUUCUUGAUGGAAAAUUCAAGAUACCUAGCAUUAAAGAGGUUGAAAAAGAUGUGGCAAAUUGGGACAAAUUCAUGAAGAGAUAUGCAGGACCGUAUUACCAGAAAGCAUGCAUUGGCGGCAUUCAUAUUUGGUACAAUGAUCAACUUUGCAAAGACAUGGGGUGGAACCCUAAGAGAAAGAAAGGAUUCCUUGCUGAACUAUUUGAGCCUUAUGGACCUUUGGAUUAUGCUUCACUUUAAAGAUAGCUUGUCCAGAUAUGUGUACCUAUAUUAGGUUCAUAUGGAUCAAUACUCGAGUGAAGUGAGUUUCACCAUGCUACAAGUAUGGCCUAUGAUCAUACGUAGAAAGUGUCUGUUGUUUGGGUCUGCUACUAUAUGUGUGUGUUUUCAUGUUGCAAGUUCAGGUUUAUGGAGUCUGUUUGUUGGGUUCUUUUCUUCUUUUACUAAUAAGAAGUUUAAUAUACACAUAUGAAGAAUAAUCCAAUUUAAAUUACAAGGUAGCUUGACUGCCUCUUUCUUAUACUUA
This is a messenger RNA of Ricinus communis (castor bean), 1887 nucleotides long. RefSeq names its product probable flavin-containing monooxygenase 1. Gene Ontology annotation, molecular function: flavin adenine dinucleotide binding; NADP binding; N,N-dimethylaniline monooxygenase activity. Lineage: Eukaryota; Viridiplantae; Streptophyta; Magnoliopsida; Malpighiales; Euphorbiaceae. The transcript is spliced from 5 exons. The record is from RefSeq and is a predicted model, not a curated record. The coding region runs from base 48 to 1601 and encodes 517 amino acids.